Nasonia vitripennis (jewel wasp) is the source of this 768-nucleotide messenger RNA. RefSeq names its product 60S ribosomal protein L13a (gene RpL13A). The record is from RefSeq and is a predicted model, not a curated record. Gene Ontology annotation, cellular component: cytosolic large ribosomal subunit; ribosome. Lineage: Eukaryota; Metazoa; Arthropoda; Insecta; Hymenoptera; Pteromalidae. The transcript is spliced from 6 exons. Gene Ontology annotation, biological process: negative regulation of translation; translation. Bases 109 to 723 code for a protein of 204 amino acids. Gene Ontology annotation, molecular function: structural constituent of ribosome; mRNA binding.
UAAAACUGCGGAAUCCGCCGCGAGUUUGCGUUGGCGACGUCGGCGUCUUCCGGCAGCACUUGGUCCGUUCGCAGCCUCAAUGGACUCUUUUCCGGUUAGGGGGACAAAAUGACUGGCUUCAGUGAAAAGCCAAUCCUUAUCGAUGGCCGUGGCCAUCUCCUUGGUCGUUUGGCGGCUAUCAUCGCCAAGACCAUCCUGCAAGGAAACAGAGUGAUCGUUGUUCGAUGCGAGCAGCUCAACAUCUCUGGUAACUUCUUCAGGAACAAGCUGAAGUUUAUGUCAUUCCUUCGCAAGAGGUGUAAUGUGAAUCCUGCCCGUGGACCCUUCCACUUCCGUGCUCCCAGCAAGAUCCUGUGGAAAACCGUUCGUGGAAUGAUCCCACACAAAACACAGAGAGGUAAGGAUGCUCUCAGGAGACUAAAGACGUACGAAGGCUGCCCUCCACCUUACGACAGGAGGAAACGUGUCGUUGUUCCUGGAGCAAUGAGAGUCAUGUGCCUGAAACCAGGCAGGAAGUACUGUCACGUUGGACGUCUUUCACAUGAAGUUGGAUGGAAAUACAAGGCAGUGGUUCGUACCCUUGAGAACAAGAGGCGCGUCAAGUCCAUCGUUGAAGUACAAAAGAGGGACAAGCUCAAGAAACUUACCAAGCAAGCUGGUGAAGCAGUUGCAAAACAGACGGCGCCCUACACACAAAUUAUUAACAGCUUUGGAUAUAAUUAAGACCUUUGUUAUAAGGAUAAUAAAAAGCCUUAUAAACUUUAUAAA